This is a messenger RNA of Talaromyces atroroseus, 1032 nucleotides long. RefSeq lists its product as hypothetical. The transcript has 4 exons. The record is from RefSeq and is a predicted model, not a curated record. Gene Ontology annotation, molecular function: hydrolase activity. Lineage: Eukaryota; Fungi; Ascomycota; Eurotiomycetes; Eurotiales; Trichocomaceae. The coding region runs from base 1 to 1032 and encodes 343 amino acids.
AUGGACAAAGAACGUCAGUUUGUUAGCCAAUAUCCACAGCUCGGUGACUUGGAUAAAGUUGGCAUAGUGGAACGCCGUCGAAUCUUCGGCGAAGUGGAAGCUACAAUUCCUCAACGUCAACUACCAUCAGAUGUCAAUGAUUCUACAGUGUCAGUUAAAGAAUUUACAAUCAGAGGUCGAGAUGGAUAUGAUAUUCCUGUACGGGGCUACAUUCCCGCGGCAAGUGCCCCAGAAGCCGGCCGUCCUCUUCUGAUUUAUCUGCACGCUGGAGGCUUCUUGUUCGGAGACUUGGAAAGCGGUGAUUUGAACUGUCGAGUACUUGCUACGAGGUUAAACAUUAGCAUAUUGAAUGUAGGAUACCGUCUGGCACCAGAAUGGUUAUUCCCACAUGGUGUGAACGACAGCUACGAUGCGACAGAAUGGGCAGCAGCCAACGCAGGAGAGGCACUGAAUUGCUCCCCAACAGCCGGCUUCCUUGUUGGGGGUAUAUCUGCUGGGGCGAAUUUCGCCGGAGUUAUUGCGUAUACGGCUCGUGAUGCUGGUCUUUCUCCUCCAAUCACUGGUCUUUGGAUCUCAAUUCCAGUGUGCAUUAUGCCACAGGCGUACGACCUUGUUCCACAAUGGAAAGAUCAAUUGCUCAGUUUGGAGCAGAACGCAGAAAACCCUUUGCUGACACGAAAGUCUCUUACGGAUAUCCAAGAUCUAUAUGGUUCACCCCCCGGCGAUGUUCGAAUUUCGUUUCUGUUAAAUGAAAACCAUAAGAACCUUCCAGUUCGUGCUUAUUUUCAGAUUUGCGGCAGAGACCCACUGCGUGACGAAGCUUUCCUAUGGCAAAAACUGCUAGAAAAGCAUUCCGGCACUAAAUACAAGAUUCAUCUGUAUUCAGGACUUCCUCAUGGCUUCUGGAGAUUUUUGCAACUAAAAGCUAGCCAGGAGUGGCUGGAUGAUGUGGUUGAGGGUAUUGGUUUUUUGUCUGCCCCUCAAGAUGCAGAUACCUCUUCGGAGAUAGGUUUGAAGGUAAAAGGACUUUGA